Silurus meridionalis is the source of this 5245-nucleotide messenger RNA. It is a transcript of the gene drd2b, whose product is annotated as dopamine receptor D2b. Gene Ontology annotation, cellular component: presynaptic membrane; glutamatergic synapse. The coding region runs from base 363 to 1829 and encodes 488 amino acids. The record is from RefSeq and is a predicted model, not a curated record. Lineage: Eukaryota; Metazoa; Chordata; Actinopteri; Siluriformes; Siluridae. Gene Ontology annotation, molecular function: dopamine neurotransmitter receptor activity, coupled via Gi/Go; G protein-coupled receptor activity. Gene Ontology annotation, biological process: adenylate cyclase-inhibiting dopamine receptor signaling pathway; adenylate cyclase-activating adrenergic receptor signaling pathway. The transcript is spliced from 8 exons.
CGCGCGGAUCGAGGCGCGUGCGGCGGCGGUUCCUUUCGCGCCACGAGUAGUUUUUUUCCCCUCAGUCAGUCAGUCAGUGAGAAGUUGAGAACCGCUCAGGCGGAGUUCAGUCUCCCGCUACUACUCUGUGUCCGGGACAGGACCAAUGUUUUACCGGCUUUAUUUCUAAUGUUCCUGUGCUGCAGGACACACUCAUUACCGCCCGGGAGAAUCAUGAUAAUGGGCAGCACGACACGGGGGGAAUUACGGACCCUGGACGUUAAGAAGCUCCGGAUUUAAAGGACAGGACUGUCGGGACAGGAAGGAAACAGUCCUCCACUCCUAUGGCCUGAAGUCUCAGACAUCUUCCCUGGUAGCAGCUCAUGGAUUUCCUGGUGGAAUAUGGCCUCAACGAGACCCACCGCGACAACACGAGCGAGGCGUUCAAUGGCACGGACGUCGAAGCCAAGCACCAGUACAACUACUACGCCAUGCUCUUGACGCUGCUCAUCUUCGUCAUCGUCUUCGGCAACGUCCUGGUGUGCAUGGCCGUCUCGAGGGAAAAAGCACUUCAGACCACUACCAACUACCUGAUCGUAAGCCUUGCUGUAGCGGAUCUCUUGGUGGCCACUUUGGUUAUGCCCUGGGUGGUGUAUCUGGAGGUGGUGGGCGAGUGGCGCUUCAGUAAAAUUCACUGUGACAUUUUUGUCACUCUGGACGUCAUGAUGUGCACCGCCAGCAUUCUUAAUCUGUGCGCAAUUAGUAUUGACAGGUACACGGCCGUUGCCAUGCCACUGUUGUACAACACUCGGUACAGCUCGAAGCGCCGCGUCACCGUUAUGAUCUCUGUGGUUUGGGUUUUGUCCUUUGCCAUCUCCUGCCCCCUGCUGUUCGGGCUGAACAACACAGGUGAUGGUUUCUUCCUUUCUACACGUGAAAGCAGCGACACGCGACGACGCCGUAUGCGAGAUCGCCAACCCGGCCUUUGUGGUCUACUCGUCCAUCAUGUCUUUCUACGUGCCCUUUAUCAUCACCCUUCUGGUCUACGUGCAGAUCUACGUGGUUCUGCGCAAGCGUCGGAAACGAGUGAACACCAAGCGCAGCUGCCAGAGGACGGAAGCAGAGCCUCAGCUUCCUCUCAAGGAAAAGUGCACUCACCCGGAGGAUGUAAAACUCUGCACAGUCAUUGUAAAGACCAACGGGAGCAUGCCUGCCAAAAGCAAGAAAACACUGGUGAUAAAGGAGGUGAUGCAGCAGGACAGCAAUGUGGAGGUGGGCCUAAUGGCCAGCCACAGUCCGCCGGAAAAGCUGAAGCUGGCACCCGCUGCAGCAGGCUCCACGAUGGCCAGUCAGAGUCGCGCUCCUCCUUUGCAAGACGAGUGGCAGCCUGGAAGCGACGAGAAGAACGGCCAUGCCAAAGACACGCAGAUGCCGGCGGGAGCCAAAGCUUUCGAAACACAGACCCUGUCCAACGGCAAGACACGCACCAACGUCACCAAGCCCAUGAGCAAGAGAAAGAUGUCACAGCACAAGGAGAAGAAGGCCACCCAGAUGCUCGCCAUUGUUCUAGGAGUUUUCAUCAUCUGCUGGCUGCCCUUCUUCAUCACUCACAUCCUAAAGACCCACUGUGUGAGCUGCUACGUGCCUCUGGAAAUGUACAACGCCUUCACGUGGCUCGGAUACGUGAACAGCGCCGUGAACCCCAUCAUAUACACCACUUUCAACGUGGAGUUCCGCAAGGCUUUCAUGAAGAUCCUGCAUUGCUAAGCGCCCUUUGCGUGAGCGUAAGGUUAGUGCCAUCGUUUUCUCCUCUGUCUGAGGUGGAAGACUUUUUUUUUUUUUUUUUUUAAAGGACAGAAUAAAUAUCACAGACACCAGGGCUUUUCAGCUUGACUCAAAUGAAUGUAAAUCCGGAGGUUUUUAUUUGGAGGUUCGAAGCUUUGUAGUUUUUAAAAGCCUCUGAAAGGAGCCUCUGGCUAAAAGAGCAGGGGAGAGAGCGUGAGAGAGAGACAGUGUGUGUGUGUGUGUGUGUGUGUGUGUGUGUGUGUGUGUGUGUGUGUGUGUGUGUGUGUGUGUGUGUGUGAAGAAUUACGCAGUAUGGAACAGAAGAACUGCAGUAGGGGUCCAGCACCCAUGGCUAGAGCCCUCUUUAAUUCCUUUUUUCGUGAUCUUCAUUCAUCUUUCAACCUCUUCUUUUUGUUCUUCUUCACUUGUGGAAGUACAAUGAAACGUCAUUUCUCCAGAAAAGGCUUUUAAUGGGCUUUGAGCAUUCCUAUUGGCUUUCACAUUCAUGAAGCUCUAGAAAACACAGACUGUAAAAUGUCACCGUUGUGAGUGUGUCAAAAUAACCAGAAACGCAGGAGACGCAACUACAUGAAGAAACUGUUUCGAAGACCCAUACAAUUUCUUUCUUUUUUUUUUUUUUUUACUUUAUUACAUUCCAUAGAGAUGAUAUCUUCUGUAUGAACAAUUGUUCUGGUUUUGAAUUUGGAGUCUCCUGUGCUCCAUGGGUAACAUUUUUUUUUUAUUUGAAUGCUUUAUUUUUAUGGGCAGACAAAUAAAUCAACCCCUAUAGAACGACCUCCAGCACCCAACAAAGUAUUUAAUGCUGAAUAACGAAACAAUGAUACCCUGAUAACCUAAUGGCAGAAUGUGUUGGGAACAAAAUGCAUUCGAAGAACCAGGCAGCAGUGCAGAGCAGUGAGGAUUAUUUCUCAGUAGACCUUCAGAGAAGUUCAGAAAAAAAAUCUAAUACACUCAAUCCAUUAUGUUUAGCUUUAACAGGACUCUGAGAUUGUAGUCUAUCCAGCUGGGGUAGAGACUGGGAUGCGUGUGUGUGUGUUUAUAGGGUUUUUCAGUAAGUGGUAACCUUUUGAAAGAAAUGUUUUCAGGCUAAAUUUAUUAUUAUUAUUAUUAUUAUUAUUAUUAUUAUUUGUAAAUCUAACAUGUACAAUAACAUUAAAAAAUAAGUUGAUCAUUCAGCUUUUGAUCUUGGCCCUGGUGCACAUACACUAUAUGGACAAAAGUAUUGGGACACCUGACCUUUCCUGCCGUAUGUGGUUCUUCUCCAAACUGUUGGAGGAAACACUAUUGUACAGGACGUAUUUGGAUGCGGUAUAACAUAAUUUUGCGUUCGCUUGGAAACGCAAACCUGCUCCAGCAUGGCGAUGCCCCUGUGCACAAAGUGAGCUCUCUAAAGAUCUGCUUUACAUGCUUUGGAGAGGAAGCUCUUGAGUGGCCUGCUAUAGAGCUCUGAUCUCAUCCCUACUGAACACCUUUAGGAUGAAUUUGAACACCGACUGCAUCCCAGGCCUCUUUACCUUCUCACCUUUCUCAAAAAGCAGAUGCCAGGUGUCUGCAAACUUUUUGCAAUAUAGGGUGUGAACUGCAUUUGCACGUUUUUCUUGUUGUACUACGGAAUGAGGCAUUUUAUCAAAGCAUAUAAUCCUAAAGCAAAGCAAUAAACAAGAUGUGCAAAGAUUUAUCUAAGGUGAAGAAAAUGAGACUCUUUGAUCUUGUUUAAUUUGUCCACAGUAGCUCGAGCCCGUAAAACGCUUUGUCUAAUUGUCGUUAGAGGAGAUUUUUCUAGGUGCGUCAUGUCCAAACCGUGGCACAAACACGCCCGGGCAGAUAAAUCAAUAGUGUGGGCAGAACGAAAAAAAAUAAUCAUUUUUAUUCGAAAAGCAAAGCGGAUUUGUGAGGAUCAAAAACAGAUUAAUUAAGGAAUCAUGAAUGAUAUGAGGUUUGCACAAUGUUCUAGAAAAUAAAAACUCUCGUAUCACUUCAGGCCCAGAAAUGCGCUGAUGCCGUAUAAACGGUUAUAAAUAUAUAAAAGGGUUGUUUUUUUUGUAUGCUUCAAGCCUUUCACAGGAACCAGUAUUAUCGCCGAGGGAUUUCUCCUUUAUCAUUGCUGAUGUCUGUUUUGUUUAGGUUUGUGUUAUUGAUUUGCAUAUGUAUUUGUUUAUUAUGGGAAUACAAAUUGGAUUUCUUUUGUAUGUUAAAUGGACUUUGCAGACAAAUACAUGGCUACAAAAAGCCAAUAAAAGGCCUUCCACACACACACACACACACACACACACACACACACACACACACUAUAUUGUUUUCCAUGAACCAACGGCAUCACAAGGACACUGUAACUGUAUAUAGUGCAAUUAAAACGAAGCCCAUGACAAAAAUGAUUAUGCAUGUCACACUGAUUCUUCACAACCUAUACCUACUGUAUUUCAGCUCUACAAUACAAAGUUAUUUACGCAUUGUUAAGUUUGGAUCUGUUUUUAUUUUUGUCUCCUGUAUACAACAACCAAAAAAAUAAUAGACAUCCCGACGUGUAUUAUGUGGGAUAAUCCAUCAUGUGUCUGCUAAAAAAAAAAAGCUCCAUGCUCAUGUGUGCAAUAUUUAUUUAUUUAUUUUUUCCAUGACGGUUUGAAAGUCUGGAUGAGAAAGUACAGGCUCGACAUGUUUCUGUCCACGAUGGAUGCAAAAGUGUUCACUCGCAUCACGGGAACGGAGCUAGCAAAGGAUUCUUGCACAAUUCUUUUGCUCACGCUACAACCGGACAUUUCUCGGGUUUUGGAGACUGAAAGGAAAUGAUAAUGACAAUAAAACAGAAACGAUCAUCUCAUGCUGCUGAAAGAUUCUCGAAAAAAUGGCAAAAAAUAAAUGAAUAAAAAAAUAAAAAAGAGCAUCAGAGGUUUUAUCAUGAGUGGCAGCAAAAAUAUAUUUGAAUGAGAGCUGCAAGCGUGCCUACAGUAACGGUUUGAUUUAUGUAUCUAUGAUUUAAUAUUUAUUAUAUUUUUUUCAUUCAUUUAUUUUGCUUGUGUUUAUUUUUAUAUUUAAUAUUUUCGUUUGUACAUGAUAAAAAAAAAGCUGAUUUUGGAGACAAAAACAGCGAGAUUUAUUGAUUUGUUCUUAUUUAUUGAUUACUAUACGUCUGCAUGACGACUUGUGACUACCUUCAACUCAUUUCAUGCUUUUCUUUUGCAGUAUAUGUUUUUAUUAUAAUUAUUAUCAAAAGGAAUGUAUAUGUAAAGACAAAAGAGAUUUUUUUCUUUUUAUUUCAGAAAAGUGUGUGUAUGUGUAUAUACUGUAUGUAAAUCAGUUUUUUUGUUCACGUGGUCUUGUCUGUGUUGAUUAUCGUAUAUACACGUGCAUACUACGUGCAUAUUAAACUACGUGUACUACACGGCCAUGGACGUUUUGCCUUUCGAAGGGAUCACUUUUGCAUCGAUUCGUUUCAAGUCGACGGUACGUGAUUAUUUUUGUA